Molecule: messenger RNA, 654 nt
Organism: Naegleria gruberi
Lineage: Eukaryota; Heterolobosea; Eutetramitea; Acrasida; Naegleriidae
Exons: 1
Coding region: 1-654 (217 amino acids)
Biological process (GO): cytoplasmic translational initiation
Cellular component (GO): cytoplasmic stress granule
Molecular function (GO): ATP binding; translation initiation factor activity
Source: RefSeq, a predicted model, not a curated record
AUGAAAAAGAUUGAAACUUUUGAAGAUUUAAAUUUACGCGCGAAUUUACUUUCUGGUUUUUAUAGUGAUGGUAAAAAAGAAAUGACAGAAUUGCAAAAAAAGUUGAUCAUGCCAAUUAUUUCAUCCUAUCCACCAGUUGAUGUUGUGUCCACAUCUAAAAUUGGAACUGGUAAAACAGUUGGGUUUUCACUUGCCCUUCUUGAAAGAAUUGAUCUGAAUCAUGAUUUAUAUUCGAAAGGUGCCCCUCAAGCAUUGGUGAUUGUACCGACCAGGGAAAUGGCGAUAAGUCUCUCUCAUAUUAUAGCAUCCUUUGCGAAAUUUAUGAGUGUCAAAGUAUUUGGGAUAUAUGGAGGUCAAAUGCGGUCUGCAGAGCUAGCUCUGCAAGAAAUUCAACAUGUAGUUGUGGGAACGCCAGUGAAAUUGUUAGAUUUGAUAGAGAGCAAUAUUCUGAAUGUGAAAUAUUUGAAAAUGUUAAUUGUUGAGGAGAUGAGUCAUGUACAAAAUUAUGGUUUUCAAGCUCAUGUUGAGGAAAUUGUGAAAAUUGCCAAAAAGUUAAAUCUUCAGAUUUGUAUUUUUGGAUGUGCAAGAAAUCGAGAUACCAAAUUGUUCAUUCAAAAACAUUUGAGAGAUCCAAUAUUAUUAGAAGAUUUGUAA